AUGACCGUCAUCGCCAGAGACCACGGCCGACCUCCCAAGUCCGGUCUGCUCGUCAUUCACAUCAAGCUGGUCGACUCGAACGACAACGCGCCGAAGUUCGAGCAGGCCAACUACGAGAUCAACGUCGUCGAGAACAUCGCUCCGGGAACGACGAUCUUACGCGUCACAGCCGACGACUCCGACGACGGCGACAACGGUCGGCUCACCUACUCGCUGUCGGCGCGCAAUAACGCGCAGGUUGCCGACACGUUCGCGAUCGAGGCGGCGACGGACGAGCUGUACGUGACGGGAGUGAUCGACUACGAACGGUCGGCGACGUACUAUGUCUACGUGCAGGCGACCGACCUGGGCGAGAUGCCGCUAGCUGGGGUCAGUCUCGUGACGAUCCACGUCAUCGACAUCAACGACAACCGGCCCGUCAUCAACGUCAAUCUGCUGUCGGCUGAGGACGAACACGCGCGGGUUUCCGAGCGCGCCCCCGUCGGGUCAUUCGUCGCCAAGGUGUCAAUCAUCGACGCCAACAGCGGAGAGAACGGGCGAGCGACGGGCGAGAUCCUGCCGCCAGGUAACGCGUACUUCGUCAUGAAGCCACUGUUUAUCAACGAGUACAUGCUCGUUACGUCGCGACUUCUCGAUCGCGAACAGAUCUCCGAUUUCAACCUGACGAUCAGAGUCGAAGAUAAAGGCGUGCAGGCGCUUGGCGCCACCGCCGUACUCCGGGUAGAAGUACUCGACGAGAACGACAACCCGCCGCACUUCAACCAGUCGCUGUACGUCGCGAGAUUCGCGAGAACAACCUCAUCGGCGGGUUCCUGCAGCAGCUGGCCGCUACCGCGCGACGCGGGCGACAACGCUCGCAUCGUCUACUCCGUACAGCCGCCGCACGACAACGUGUUCCACGUGAAUCCGAACACGGGCGUGAUGACGGCGCGAAAGCAGUUCGACCGUGAAGAGACGCCGUCGAUCGACGUCACCGUCAUGGCGUCCGACCGCGGCCAGCCGCCGCUCAGCGCGUCGACGAUCGUCAGGGUCGUCUUCAAGGACGAAAACGACAACUCGCCGCUGUUCGAUAAGCACUCGUAUCGGUUUGUUAUCAACGAGAACCAGCCUGUGUCGAGUUUGAUCGGAAACGUGCUGGUGACGGACCGCGACGCCGGCGACAACGCCGACGUCGUCUACUCGCUCGGCAGCCUCGUUUCGGAGUUCAGCGUCGAUCCGAAGACGGGCGGGAUUUACACGAACCGGAAGCUAGACCGCGAGAAGGUGCACACGUUCCGCUUCGUUGUCGUGGCGACGAACGCCGACGCCGAAGAUCGCUACGACGAGGCGAACGUGACGGUGGUCGUCGACGACACGAACGACAACAUGCCGACGAUCACGUUCCCGUCCGGCAGCGACAACGUCGUCUUCCUACCAGAGUCGACGACGGCCGGCGCCUUUGUCUGCACCGUCGUCGCAUUCGACGAGGACCGCGGCGCCAACGAUAAACUCGACUACGACAUCAUGGACGGAAACGGCGCCGGUCUGUUCGGGAUCGACCGGAAGUCCGGCGACCUGACAAUCGCGUCGAUGCUGAAGCCGGAGUGGGUCGGCCUUCACAAACUCAUUCUCAAGGUCAGCGACCGAGGUCAUCCGCAGAACGUCGCCAUGGCGGCGCUCAACGUCAUCAUCCAUCCGAACAACAUGACGGCCAACGAGACGCUGAUGUACCUACUUGGCGACCACGUCGGCGACGACGACGGCGCGACGACGACGACGUCCUCCUUCCUGUCGUCGCACUUCACGCUCAUCAUCGCCAUAUCGGCGCUGUCGGCGCUGCUGCUGUUCGCGCUCGUCGCACUCGUCGUCAUGUACCGACGCAAGAGUGGAGAUAACCACGCCUACAACGUUCGCACCGAGGCGCAGCGCAUAGUCGCCGGCAUCAAACGUCGGCUGCCGUCGACGGACACCGACUGCGAAGCCGAACAGUGUCCGGCGAAAGCCGACGACGACGGCCCGCCGGAGAGCUGCCGCGACGUCGACGAGCAGAGCAUGCGCAGUGGGUGCAGUCACUGCGAGAAGGGAGGAUGCGUCGAGCAGCAGAGAUGCGAGUCGAACAUGACGGGGAAUUUUAGCUGGGUGUUCUGCUCCCGAGGUCCGUCGAGGGAUAGCAGCGCCACCACCAGUCCGCAUGGAGCGUGCGGUGGCGGUGCUGGUGGAGGAGGAGGAGGAGGAGGAGGAGGAGGAGGGGGAGGAGGACUGAUGGCGCCGCCGCAGCGACAGAGAGCCGAGAACAACUACGUGGAGCAUCCAUCGCUUCCAGCACGCGCAGAGAACGCGUACGGCGAGCAGCCAUCGCUACCUAGCAGACGCGCACAGAACGCUCGCCUUCUGCCCCCUAGUCAGGCGCAGCUCUCUGGUUACAGUGACCACCAUGGUGCUAACAGCGCCACCUCGAUGGACACGGGCUACGCGGAGAGCGUGGCGGACGCGUCCAGCGAUAACACGGUGCCGCCACAGAUGGCGUCACUGUCGUCCGGGUACAUACCCGUGGCAACAGAGUACACGUCGAGCGAGAGCGACCCGAGUGAAGUCGGCAACUAUGGUAUGAGCCCGCGCGACAACCACAGAACGAAUACGACGAGGUCCGGCGCUGCCAAACCCUCGUAUAAAGAUGGCGGCGGCCAACGCACGAAGCCUCGCCCGAAGGAUCUCCAGUACUACGUAACGAGUAAAGGCGUCAAGGUCAUAGCGCGACCGGCGCGCCCCGGAUGCGGCGACGCGCCGACGUCGAACGGCCGGAAGUUGCUACAGACGGCGCCACUGUCGCCGUCGUGCACGUCACUUCCGCUCGACAUUCAAAAGUUCUCGUUCGAGCAGCCGCACGUUUACGAACAGCUAGCGAAACGCGGUGCGCAUGCGUCGUCGGUGAACGGCGACGAUCACAAUCAUCAUCAUCAUCAUCAUCAUCAUCAACAGAAGCAGCAGCAUCAUCAUCAUCGUCAUCACCACAGUUCGUCGCUCACGUCGGGCGUUGAUACGGACGGUAACUGUUCGUGUUACGAGGACUCCGAGGAUAUUCUCACGCAGUCCGAUAGGGACAGGCUGAGCGCCGAGAAACUGUGCGAAGAGCUUCAUCAGUCGUUCUCUCAUUUACUGUAGUAAUCGCUCUCUCACGUACUGCGCCCGGUACUCUAGUGACAAGCAAGAGCAAACAACAACAAAUGUUUCGACGAAGUUUCAUUUCCCCGUUUUGCGCUUAUUUGCGAGUUCGAGAGAGAGAGAGAGAGAGAGAGAGAGAGAGAGAGAGUGUGUGUGUGUGUUGUUGUUGUUGUGUGUGUGUGUGUGUG
Molecule: messenger RNA, 3329 nt
Organism: Priapulus caudatus
Lineage: Eukaryota; Metazoa; Priapulida; Priapulimorpha; Priapulimorphida; Priapulidae
Product: protocadherin-9-like
Biological process (GO): homophilic cell-cell adhesion
Cellular component (GO): plasma membrane
Molecular function (GO): calcium ion binding
Source: RefSeq, a predicted model, not a curated record